Molecule: messenger RNA, 1746 nt
Organism: Trachemys scripta elegans
Lineage: Eukaryota; Metazoa; Chordata; Testudines; Emydidae
Product: leucine-rich repeat and fibronectin type III domain-containing protein 1-like protein
Exons: 2
Coding region: 376-1746 (456 amino acids)
Molecular function (GO): protein binding
Source: RefSeq, a predicted model, not a curated record
CCCUCUGACCUCCAAUCCAGGCUGGAUAUUUGACACCCCACUUCCCAGCCUGGGACGAACCCCGGAUAGGGAGGAGCAAGGCGCUGGCUCUUGGGGGUGCUGCCGGGGUACAGCAUCACAGCAGCCGGAGGGGAGAGCCCCCGGCACUCAGAUCCCCCUGAUAUUUUUUGGGGGGAUUUACCUUAGCCAUCCGGGCUCAGCCUCAGGACCCCCCCAGCUGGGAGGUCGGAACCAGCAUGGACGGCUGAGUCGUGGCGUUAGCCAGCUUGGCCCCCCCCAACCCCGACCUGAGCCCAGACCCCCGCCCAGCCGGACACUCCUGAAGGUUUAUGGCUUGCUGGAACCAAAGCGUGAGCCGGGCCCCCUGACAGUGCCAUGGAGCGCCUGCUGCUCUACGCCCUGGCCCUCUGCCUGGGCCCCUCCCAUGCCCAGCUGUGCCCCCCCCGCUGCACGUGCCAGAACCUGUCCCCCUCGCUGGCCGUCCUGUGCGCCCGCGCCGGGCUGCUCUUCGUGCCCGGGCUCCUCGACCGGCGCACGGCCGAGCUGCGGCUGACGGACAACUUCAUCGCGGCCGUGCGGCGCCGGGACUUCGCCAACAUGACGCGCCUGGUGCACCUGACCCUCUCCCGCAACGCCAUCCGCCAGCUGGUGCCCUUCGCCUUCGCCGACCUGCGCGGCCUGCGGGCCCUCCACCUGGACGGCAACCGCCUGCCGGCCAUCGGGGCCCAGCAGCUCCGGGGCCUGCCCAACCUGCGCCACCUUAUCCUGGGUAACAACCAGCUGCAAGCCGUGGCGCCCGGCGCCUUCGACGACUUCGCCGGCACCCUGGAGGACCUGGACCUGUCCUACAACAACCUGGCCCGGCUGCCCUGGGAGACCAUCCGUCGCCUUAGCAACGUCAACUCCCUCAGCCUGGACCACAACCUCAUCGCCCACGUGCCCCAAGGCGUCUUCGCCAACCUGCACAAACUGGCCCGGCUGGACAUGACCUCCAACCGGCUGAAGAAGAUCCCCCCGGACCCGCUUUUCCUCCGCCUGCCCGUCUACGCCAAGUCGAAGGGCUCGCCCCUCUCCUCCCUGGUGCUCAGCUUCGGGGGUAACCCCUUGCACUGCAACUGCGAGCUUCUCUGGCUCCGGCGCCUGGCGCGCGAGGACGACCUGGAGACCUGCGCCUCGCCGCCCGAGCUCCUGGGCAAGUACUUCUGGAGCGUCCCUGAGGAGGAGUUUGUCUGCCAGCUGCCCGUCAUCACCCACCACACGGGCCGGCUGGUGGUGACGGAGGGGCAGGCGGCCACCUUGCGCUGCCGCGGGGCGGGCGACCCCGAGCCGGCGGUGCACUGGCUGUCUCCGGAGGGGAAGCUGGUGGCCAACGGCUCCCGGACGCUGGCCUACGAGAACGGCAGCCUGGAGAUCCUGGUGGCCGCCGUCCAGGACGCCGGCGCCUUCACCUGUGUGGCUUCCAACGCUGCCGGCGAGGCCACCGCCUCCGUGGAGCUGCAGGUCAGCCCCUUGCCCCAGCCCGCCGACGGCACCCGCCCCCCAGCACCCGGGCCCUCCGAUAUCCUCACCUCGGCCAAGGCGGGCGCCAACGGGAGCGCCGCCCCGCGAGACGGGGGGGUCCUGGCCUCCGAGCUCUCGGCGUCCUCCGUCCUCAUUCGCUGGGUCCCGCCACGGCCCGGGCCCAGCGUCCGCAUGUACCAAAUCCAGUACAACAGCUCCUCCGACGAGACCCUGGUGUACAGGUGA